Molecule: messenger RNA, 945 nt
Organism: Adelges cooleyi (spruce gall adelgid)
Lineage: Eukaryota; Metazoa; Arthropoda; Insecta; Hemiptera; Adelgidae
Exons: 11
Coding region: 1-792 (263 amino acids)
Source: RefSeq, a predicted model, not a curated record
AUGGUCUCAGUUGUGCCAUAUGCACCGGUCCCACAAGGUCAGGCAUUAGGUCAAGUCCCACAAAGUCAGACAUAUGGACAAGUCCCAGCUGCGCCAAAUGUACCGGUCCCACAUGUUCAGUCAUAUGGAUUAGUCCCACAAAUUCGGCCACGUCCACAUGGUGUCCCACAAAGUCACUCAUCUCCUUGCAGUUCAGAUGAAUCAGAAGAAUGUGUGCAACCUCAUGGUGUAAGAGGUUUGUUAAGAAAAUUAAAAAGAGGAUUGAAGGGUUUCAACUGUAUUCGACCUCACCAUCAUUCUCAUUGUGACCUUCACUGUUCUUCUGAAUGUGACGUUGAAUGUGUUCCUGACUGUGCUACUGAAUGUGGUCCGGAUUGUGCUGCUGAAUGUGGUCCUGACUGUGUUGCUGAAUGUGGUCCUGACUGUGCUACUGAAUAUCAUUCUUCUGGAUCAGAUAGUCAUGAUCAUGGUCAUGCUGGUAGUCAUGAUAGUAGUCACGAUGGUAGUCACGAUGAUAGUCACGAUGGAGGUCAGGAGCAUCAUCUUGGACUUCAUGAACACAAUCAUGGAGCUCAUGAAGUAGUUGAUCACGAAGCAAUAUUUAUUCCGGACACCAGAUAUAAUCCAAAAUUAAAUAUAAGGGAAAUAUUGAAACCUACAUUAAAAAUAUGGGUUCCUUAUGACGAGAAUACUGCUGAUUGUAAAAAUGACGGUAAUCAUCAGGACGUUUACUGGGAUAAAGAAUGUGGUACAUUGAUUGUAGAUGACCAUACUGCCGGACAUCAUCAUUGAACACACACAUAUGACGUAUACCAGGUGAUUAAUUUAAUGCAAGACAAUUGUCUUAUAGGAAAAUAAUAAUUACCAUUUUAUAGCUUUUUUUCUUUUUGAAAAGUUUUUAUUUAUGAUAUUUGUCAACUAUUUGAAUUUACAUUAUUUCAUCUA